Messenger RNA from Schizosaccharomyces japonicus yFS275, 1730 nucleotides. Its product is annotated as adenosylhomocysteinase. Bases 112 to 1413 code for a protein of 433 amino acids. The transcript has a single exon. NCBI's taxonomy places the organism in Eukaryota, Fungi, Ascomycota, Schizosaccharomycetes, Schizosaccharomycetales, Schizosaccharomycetaceae. The record is from RefSeq and is a predicted model, not a curated record. Gene Ontology annotation, molecular function: adenosylhomocysteinase activity.
GCGGUGUAUUAUGUAUAAUCCAUGUGUAAUGCUCAGGGCAUAACCAGUGAUUUCAACCCAUGAAUUGAACUCAACCUCUUCACACCACAACCACCGAGGGAAAAAAGAAGAAUGGUCGCUCAAAACUACAAGGUUGCAGAUAUUUCCCUUGCCGCUUUCGGCCGCAAGGAGAUUGAGAUUUCCGAGAAUGAAAUGCCCGGUUUGAUGGCUAUUCGUGAAAAAUACGCUCCUUCUCAACCUCUUAAGGGUGCCCGUAUCGCUGGUUGCCUUCAUAUGACCAUUCAAACUGCUAUUCUUAUCGAAACCUUGGUUGCUCUCGGUGCUGAGGUUACUUGGUCCUCUUGCAACAUUUACUCUACUCAGGACCACGCUGCUGCCGCCAUUGCUGCCUCUGGUGUCCCCGUUUUCGCCUGGAAGGGCGAGACCGAGGAGGAGUACAUCUGGUGUAUUGAGCAACAAUUGAAGUCUUUCCCCAGCGGUAAGCCUUUGAACAUGAUUUUGGAUGACGGCGGUGAUCUUACUGCUCUUGUUCAUGAGCGUCACCCUGAUCUUUUGAAGGACAUCAAGGGUAUCUCUGAGGAGACCACCACUGGUGUUCACAACUUGUACAAGAUGUUCAGAGACAACCGUCUUAAGGUUCCUGCCAUCAACGUCAACGACUCUGUCACCAAGUCUAAGUUCGACAACCUUUUCGGUUGCAAGGAGUCCUUGGUCGACGGUAUCAAGCGUGCUACUGACGUUAUGAUCGCUGGUAAGGUCGCUGUCGUCGCCGGUUUCGGUGAUGUUGGUAAGGGUUGCAGUACCGCUCUCCGUGGCCAAGGUGCCCGUGUCAUUGUUACUGAGAUUGACCCCAUCAACGCUCUUCAAGCUUCCAUGGAUGGCUUCGAGGUUACUACCAUGGAGGAGGCCGUCAAGGAGGGUCAAAUCUUCGUUACCACCACUGGUUGUCGCGACAUUAUCCGUGCUGAGCACUUCGUGGAGAUGCGUGAGGAUGCCAUUGUUUGUAACAUCGGUCACUUCGAUGUUGAGAUUGACGUUGCCUGGUUGAAGGCUAACGCCAAGGACUGUGUUAACAUCAAGCCCCAAGUCGACCGUUAUGAGCUCAGCAACGGCCGUCACAUCAUUCUUUUGGCCGAUGGUCGUUUGGUCAACCUUGGUUGUGCCACUGGUCACCCCUCUUUCGUUAUGUCUUGCUCUUUCUCUAACCAAGUUCUUGCUCAAAUUGCUCUUUGGACUGACAACAAGAGCUACCCUCUCGGUGUCCACAUGCUUCCCAAGAAGUUGGACGAGGAGGUUGCUCGUCUUCACCUUGGAAAACUCGGUGUCAAGUUGACCACCCUUUCCCCUGCUCAAUCCGAGUACCUUAGCGUCCCCGUUGAGGGUCCUUACAAGGCUGACUUCUACCGUUACUAAGCCUGUAACCUAUACUGUGUGUGUUUCAACAACACACUCAACAUGUUCAAAUCAUUUUCUCCGCUCCUGAAAACUUGUGCCAGUGUACUUUAUGUAGGGUCUUUUAAUGAUUAGUCGUCUACACCAUUUAUGUAAUAUAAGAUGCACAUUUAGUGUAAGCUAGGAGGGUUUUCCGUUCAUGUUUGUUGUUUGAGAGGGGGCUUGGAAUGCAGCAAAAUGGACAGUAUACAACUGUUUUGAGUUUUGUGAAAAAUGUAUUAAACGAACAAAAAAAAAUAAGGUCGUGAAAAGCACAUGAGAAACCUCUUCCAUUAAAU